This is a messenger RNA of Apus apus (common swift), 2948 nucleotides long. RefSeq names its product endosomal transmembrane epsin interactor 1 (gene ENTREP1). Lineage: Eukaryota; Metazoa; Chordata; Aves; Apodiformes; Apodidae. The transcript is spliced from 11 exons. The coding region runs from base 112 to 1809 and encodes 565 amino acids. The record is from RefSeq and is a predicted model, not a curated record. Gene Ontology annotation, cellular component: membrane.
AGCAGCGCCACAGGAAGUGGGUGCCCGGUGGGCUGGCAGGGCAGGCGGAGAGGCGGUCCCGCCCGGCACGACGCCCGCCGCCGGCGCCGGGGAGAGCGUCCGCCGCCCCCCAUGUCCCUGCCGGUGGUGCUGCCGGGCUCCUGCUGCCCCGUCCCGGGGCUCGCUCCGCUACCGCAGGGGGCGGCGGGUUCCCUGCCCGCCGCGGCCGCCGACCCGUCGCUGCUGCCUCUCGGCCCCGGCGGCUGCCGCAACCCCGGCUUGCCGCAACCCCGCAACCCGGGCGCCGGCGAGCUGCCGGCCCGCCCGCUGCUCUCGCUGGGGCUGCUGCAGAUCUUCCUGGGCUUCUCCCUGGUGGCGCUGAACUUCGUGACGCUGUCGCUGAGCGGCGCCCCGCAGGUGAAGAACGCCUGUCCCUUCUGGACCGGCGCCUCGGUAAUCUUAUCUGGAAUCUUAGGCUUAAUGACAUGGAAGAGGCCGAUGAUGGUCUUGGUUAACCUGUUUGUUACGCUGUCUGUCAUCUGUGUUCUGCUGGGCUUGGCUGGAUUUAUAUUAGGAUGUCAAGGCCUUCAGUUUGUGUCCAGUGUACCCAGAUGCGAUUUGAUGGAUAUAGGUGAAAAGAAAGUUUGUUUCUGCUGUCAAGAAUUACAUCUCACUAAAUGCUCAGAAGAGACUGCGCUGAAGCUUAACCACAUGAAGUCCUGCAGUGCUGUUCACCUUCGCCUCAAGAAAUUACUCUUUGCUCUUUGUACCCUGAGUGCUCUCACCACCACAGUUUGCUUGGUAGCAGCUGCCCUGCCUUACCUACGUGUUUGUGCAACAGGAAGAUCCAACAUAGGUGAAGCUCAGGUUGAAGACCAACAUCACUUUUCAGAUCCUGAUGAUUUUGUCCCACCUGUGCCACCUCCUUCCUAUUUUGCAAUUUUUCAUCCUGGUACUCCACAAGUGAGUCGCAGGAUGCGUGGCUCCGAUGUGAUUCCGUUGCACCAUAUUUACGGAGCGCGAAUCAAAGGAGUUGAAGUGUUCUGUCCUCUGGAUCCACCUCCUCCUUAUGAAGAUGGGCCGAGCCAGAGCAGCUCUGAGCAGGAAGGUGAACUCCAAAGAAGUGUUGUGGAAGUUGUUGAUUUGGGGGAAGUGAGUAACAGGCGGGCCUCUCAAGAUGAAGAAAUGCCUGAGUCUUCCAGCAGAGUGAGCCUUUCACCUUCAAAUGCAAGCCCAGUGCCUGGUGAAGGAGCAAGCAGGAGAGCCUUCAAUCUGUCACGGAAAUGGUCUAGAAGUGACCCUGUGCUGCACUACCAGUUGCCUCAAGGGGCAGUGCUCAGCUGUGAAGCUGCAACUCAGACUGAAGUAAAACCAGAACUCUGUGCUGUCACCUUGCGGAAGAAUCUGAGAGAAAGAGUCUUGAGGGGAAGACCCCAUUCUUUGAUAGAUUACAAGUUUUACACAGACACUAAACUGCUUGUGUCAUGGUUCCUAGAGCAGUCCUCCUGGAUGAUGAGCCCUGACAUACAUGAAUUGGUGGAAGAUAUCAAGUCAGUUUUAAAAUCAGAUGAGAAACAUAUGUCAGAAGUGAUCACCAGUGCCACCUUCCUUGAGCAGGCUAUGGCACCUGCCCAGCAAGCCAUGUCAUUGAGUGCCCAUGAGUUACCGUCCAGACAACAUCUACAUCUUGAAUUUCUGCACCUGGACAGCUGUGGUGACCUGAAUACUUUCACCACAUAUGAAGAUCAUGUAGCAGACAGGAGGAUCCAGAGAGCUGAACACAAACGGCCUCACAGUCUUAUUGGUGUUGUCAGGGAAACUGUACUCUGAGCUGGUUUCUGUUUAUCCCUCAAUAGAGCAUUUCUGUCAGAUAUACCUGCUGCACAGGAAAACUAUCUCUGAGAACUGGGUGGAAGAGUGAAUCAUAGAACCACAGAAUAUGCUGAGUUGGAAGGUCCCCAUCAGGAUUCUCGAGUCCAGUGCCUGUCCCUGUGUAGAGCAGCCCAAGAAUCACAAGUGCCUGAGAGCAUCAUCCAAAUGCUUCCUGACCUCAGGCAGGCUUGGUGCUGCGACCACUGCCCGGGGGAGCUUGUUUCAGUGCUCAGCCACCCUCUGGGUGAAAAGCCUUUUCCUGAUAACCAACCUAAACCUAAAAGCAGGAUUCAGCUCCCUGCCGUUUCACACAGUCCUGUCACUGGUCACAGGAGUGAAGAGAUCAGGACCUGCCUCAGCUCUUCCCCUUGUGAGGAAGCCAUAGACUGCAAUGAGGUCACCCCUUGGUCUCUUCCAAGUUGAGUAAUCAAAGUGACCUCAGCUGCUCAUCAUAAAUCCUUCCAGAUCCUUCACCAUCCUUGUGGCUCUCCUUUGGACACCCUCCAGUAGCUUGAUGUACUUUUUAUUCAAGGUGAGGCCACACCGAUGCAGAGCAUCAGGCUCGUAAGGGGAAGCUUGUUCUACAAAGCCUAUUAAGCAGAUUGCAAGCUGGCCUUUAUUGGGUUCUCAGGUGCAACUCCUCUGUUUGUGACAUGGUACUGUCCUGCUUCAUCUCUAGUCUGUCACCACUUAGGAUGGCUUUGCCUUUUUUACUCAGCUUCGAAGAGCAGUGUCAGAAUGGCUCUAUGCCUUGGUUUACCAAGGUGAGGAAAGGACAGUUAAUGCAUGUGUGCACUUUGUAUCUCACUGGAGAAUGGGGCCAGUGUCAAUGCCUGUGUUCAUCUGGUGUGUAUUACUGUAGCUCCACUGAUUAUUUAGUUUUAUUUAUUUGUUUGCUGGCAUAUAGCAAUGUACCCUUGUAGAGGUGCUUGUUAUGUACUGGCUGCCAUCCAUUCUGGAAGCACAUAUGUAGCCAUUUGAAAUCCUCUGCUGUCAGUGCAGGUAACUACCUAGCACUGUUUUGGCAAUUGUAAUACCUAGGCUGCAGUGACCCAUGAGUUGACGCCCUCUGGCCAAUAAACAAAUGUAUAUGCAAA